Messenger RNA from Dermacentor albipictus, 1656 nucleotides. Its product is annotated as calcyphosin-like protein. Gene Ontology annotation, molecular function: calcium ion binding. NCBI's taxonomy places the organism in Eukaryota, Metazoa, Arthropoda, Arachnida, Ixodida, Ixodidae. The record is from RefSeq and is a predicted model, not a curated record.
GCGUGCCCUGUGCGGCGUUCAUACUCAGACGCUGCUACUGGAGCCUUUCCCCCCUUACCGCCGGCGUCAACUGCGGUUGCGACUGCGCGUGACGCCACAACCAAAGAAAUUGCACUGACACCGCAUGAACUAGCGUCAAGAAAUGAAAAAGAAGAGGCAUGCAGCUCGAGAAGUCACAGCGCGCCAUGUUCGCCGGCCUCCUCUACUGAAAAAGAAGACCGUGACGUGGCGGAUCGCAACACGCCAUGUUCGCUGGCCUUUCAAGCAGGGGACACGCGUGCUGUAGCCGAAAGCGCCUCCACUUCGGCUGUUACCAUCACUCCUCCUGAUCCCAGCAAAGUUUUGAACGCGGAUAUAGCGUCUGACCCUGCGAUCGCUGCAGUCGAUGUACCCACGAAGUCUGCUGCGGCUUCAUCAGCCUCAGUUGCAUCUCCUACAGCGGCGCAGCCAUUGCAUCUGGGUGGGCCCCCGGCUGCCGAGGUUGUCGGUGACGAUGAAACCAAUCCCGCCGUCUUACCGCUACCGACAUCAUCCUCAUCAGAAAACAGCUUCAGCCUCGGAGUUGAUAGCAGCGUUGGACUCUCGCCGAGCCUGGAUGAACUCGACAUAGAAAUGGCGGCCCCACGAGACGUAAAGCGCGCUCAUGCGUCAGCCUCUGGCUCGGACGGCGGCCCCGAUCGCCGUGCCGAGUUACAGCGGCCCAAAAAACCUCGGCCUUCUUCGAGAGGGUCGAAGAAGUGACGCGUGGACUGCUUAACCCCUGGACUUGUUCCCGGGGCGCCGACUUGAGCAACACGACCAUGCAGAGACGCCGAGCCAUGCCUCGACCGGUGUCCGCCCAGACUCGGAACGAGAACGUCAUGAAGCUCACGGCUGCCCGGCAACUGCACAACACGUCGGACGCCGUGGAGAAGCUGCGACUCCUGUGCCUUCAGCGGGGCUCGGCCGGAAUCCUGGGUCUUGGAAAAGUGUUCCGCCGGAUGGACGACAACGGCAGCGGCGACCUGUCUCGCGACGAGUUCAUCAAAGGGUUGGACGACUCCGGCAUGGCGCCGUUUCUCGAGGCCGAGGACUACGAGAAGCUGUUCGAGAUGUUCGACGCCGACAACUCCGGAGCGAUCAAGUUCGACGAAUUCAUCCGCACUAUCAGACCCAAGAUGAGUCCCAGCCGAGAGGCGUUGGUGGCCAAGGCAUUCCAGAAGCUGGACCGUUCGGGCGACGGCCAGGUGACCUUCGAGGACUUGAAGAGCGUGUACAACGUGCGGAACCACCCCGAGUACUUGAACGGGCAGAAGACGGAGCGAGAGCUGUUGAACAAGUUCCUGGCCACCUUUGAACAAGGGGGCGUCGUCGACGGCGUUGUGACCAAGGACGAGUUCUUCGACUACUACUCGGGCGUGAGUGCUUCCAUCGACGAAGACGCCUACUUUGACCUGAUGAUGAGAACCUGUUGGAAGCUAUAGCCCCGUCGGGGCACACGGACGCCCGUGCAAACAUCCGUUCCUCUUCGUUUACCCACUUGCGUUUUUUUUUUCUUGCCACGUCGGUCACCGAAUGAUUGCCGCGAGAUGACUACAUUGUCUGGGCACAGAUAACGCUUCGAUGUGUCGCCAGGGCCAAAUGAUUAAAGCGAUUAAAACGAACAUUAAUUCUGCA